Penicillium digitatum Pd1 is the source of this 1602-nucleotide messenger RNA. RefSeq names its product NADPH-adrenodoxin reductase. NCBI's taxonomy places the organism in Eukaryota, Fungi, Ascomycota, Eurotiomycetes, Eurotiales, Aspergillaceae. The record is from RefSeq and is a predicted model, not a curated record. Gene Ontology annotation, cellular component: mitochondrion. Gene Ontology annotation, biological process: ubiquinone biosynthetic process.
AUGCGUGUAAAGCAGGCCUUCGUAGGUGCUCAAUGCACUGUGCAGCUCAAUUGUCGGCCUCUUCUACAGUAUCGGGAGAUUUUUUCUCAAUUUACAUCCCAACGCUUCAACAGUCAUGUUGCUCAAACCGAUCGACGCGUCCGUGUGGCCAUCGUGGGCUCCGGCCCAGCGGGAUUCUAUGCAGCCUAUCGUCUUUUGACUAAACAGAAAGAUGCAAUAGUUGAUAUGUAUGAGAAGCUACCUGUGCCAUUCGGCUUGGCUAGGUACGGUGUUGCCCCGGACCAUCCCGAAGUCAAGAAUUGUGAAGAUAAGUUCACAGAGGUGGCUAAGUCCACGCGCUUCAAUUUUGUCGGUAAUAUCGACCUCGGACAUGAUCUCCCGCUCGCUGCCCUCAAACCACACUACGAUGCCAUCAUAUUCGCCUACGGUGCCACCAAAGAUAAGGAACUGGGGAUCCCCGGAGAAGAAGCUCUGCAUAACGUGCACUCAGCCCGUGCCUUUGUGGGGUGGUACAAUGGUCUUCCAGAGCACAGAGAUCUCGAUCCAGACCUAAGCGGAGAGAACGCCGUUAUUGUGGGACAAGGCAACGUUGCACUAGACGUUGCCCGGAUUCUUCUUUCAGAUGUCGCUACCCUCCAAAAGACGGACAUCGCAGAUUACGCUGUGGAAAAACUCUCCAAAAGUCGCAUCAAGCGAGUACGAGUUGUUGGGCGCCGCGGACCCUUACAGGCUUCAUUUACUAUCAAAGAGCUCCGUGAAAUGCUACAGCUACCAGGUGUAUCCUUUGAUCCCAUUCCAGAAGAUAUCUUUCCGCCGGAAGAAGUGGUGUCGGCACUGCCCCGAGCGCAGAAGCGUCUAAUGCAACUCUUGGCUAAAGGAUCAGCCAAUGAUCCUCUGACAGCCCCAAAGUCUUGGUCUCUGGAUUUCUUACUUGCGCCCGAUUCUCUUCACUGGUCGCCUGAUUACCCAUACCAUCUUUCCCAUGUAAAGUUCUCUCGCAACGAGCUCGACCCAUCCGACCCCCACAGCCCCAGCACCAAGGUGUUUCCAAAGCACUUAUCGAGCGGAAAGCGUGCACAGGUCAAUCUUCCAACUAGCAUCUUCUUCCGCAGUGUGGGCUACAAAUCCCUCCCUCUUCCAGGGCUAGAAGAUCUUGGUAUCGACUUCGAUACGCGACGCGGUAUCAUCCCUAAUGAUGGAUUUGGCCGCAUAAUAAGCUUUUCUAGCAAGGGCGAGCCUGAAAGUUUACCUGGUGGUUCUCUUAUCUCCUACCUACCCGGUCUGUACUGUGCUGGCUGGGUGAAGCGAGGCCCGACGGGUGUAAUUGCUUCGACGAUGACCGAUGCAUUCACUACUGCAGACACCAUUGUGCAAGAUCUGACAAAACGUGCCGACUCAACGUCCUUGCUUCAUGCACCCGAUCACAGUAGCGGUCUAGGCUGGGACGGAGUGAAAAUCGAGGCCCAGCGCCGUGGUCUACGUCCCACGUCGUGGAAAGACUGGCAGCGAAUCGACGCAGCAGAGCGAGAGGGUGGCCAGCUCAGGGGCAAGCCUCGAGAUAAAUUUGGGCGUGUAGAAGAAAUGUUGAGGGUGCUUGAUUGA